Molecule: messenger RNA, 910 nt
Organism: Carica papaya (papaya)
Lineage: Eukaryota; Viridiplantae; Streptophyta; Magnoliopsida; Brassicales; Caricaceae
Gene: CDI
Product: Nucleotide-diphospho-sugar transferases superfamily protein
Source: RefSeq, a predicted model, not a curated record
UUUCUCCUCUUUCAUGUGAUUUCUAUUAUCGUUCUCAUUCAUCCAAGUACAAACAAUCUCUUCUUCUUCUUGAAGAUUACGAGAUCUGUAAUUCUCGCUCUCCAGAUCCUGGAAUACAAUCCCCAUCUCCUACAAUGACUCUGAGCAACGGGAAUGCUCACUCAGUAGUUAGCAAUGAGGAUAUGAAGAAACCCUUCAAGAUUUUUGUGGGUUAUGAUCCACGUGAGGAUCUUGCAUAUGAGGUGUGUAAGCAUUCAAUCUUGAAAAGGGCUUCAAUCCCUGUUGAGAUCACUCCAAUAGUUCAAUCAGAUCUCAGAAAAAAUGGCUUGUACUGGAGAGAAAGAGGUCAAUUGGAGAGUACUGAGUUCUCUUUUACUCGGUUCUUGACUCCAUACUUAGCCAAUUUUGAUGGAUGGGCAAUGUUUGUUGACUGUGAUUUUCUUUACUUAGCUGACAUUAAGGAAUUAACAGACUUGAUUGAUGAUAAAUAUGCAAUCAUGUGUGUUCAACAUGAUUACACUCCAAAAGAAACAACCAAAAUGGAUGGUGCAGUGCAGACUGUUUAUCCCAGAAAGAAUUGGUCUUCAAUGGUGCUUUACAACUGUGGACAUCCCAAGAACAAGGUUUUGACACCCGAUAUUGUGAAUUCGCAGACGGGUGCUUUUCUUCAUAGGUUCCAGUGGCUCGAGGAUGAUGAAAUUGGGUCAGUCCCGUUUGUUUGGAAUUUUCUUGAGGGCCAUAACAAGGUUGUCGAGAAUGAGAAAACCUUUCCAAAGGCAGUACAUUACACUCGAGGAGGACCAUGGUUUGAUGCUUGGAAAAAUUGUGAGUUAGCAGAUCUUCGGCUGAACGAAAUGCAAGAGUACAAGGAGGAAUUGAAAAACAAAACUAAGACCUCAAAUUAGAUGAG